Molecule: messenger RNA, 1753 nt
Organism: Mastomys coucha (southern multimammate mouse)
Lineage: Eukaryota; Metazoa; Chordata; Mammalia; Rodentia; Muridae
Gene: Zc3h11d
Product: chromosome unknown C12orf50 homolog
Exons: 12
Coding region: 155-1459 (434 amino acids)
Molecular function (GO): metal ion binding
Source: RefSeq, a predicted model, not a curated record
AGUUUUAAAGGAAUACUACUGAUAGCCUGAAAGGCUGUGGAAAAGAACAAGUUUUCCCCCCUUACACACUGAUAGUUCUUAUAUUUGCGUUCCUGCAAUUUGUACAUAUUUAUAAAAAAAAAACAAUCAUUGGAUUAGCAGCAAGAGAUUGAAAAUGGCAGAAGUUGGGAAUGACUGCUAUUUCUUUGUUAAUUCCACAUGCAUAAAGGGUUCCCAGUGCCGAUUCCGACACUGUGAGGAAGCCCUUGGCAGUGACACUGUGUGCUCAUUAUGGAGAGAGAGAAAAUGUUUAGACCCACUUUGCAGAUUUAGACACAUGGAAAUGCAGCAAAACUGCAGCAUUUCAUGUUUCUGGGAAACCCAGCCUCUGGGUUGUGUGAAGAUCAGUUGUAUCUUUUACCACAGCAAACCCCGAAAUAUCAAUGGAUUGUUUUUGCCACCAAGUAGCAAUACCACCUUACAGAAAGAAAGUCAGGAAGGAAGCCCACCCCAAACCCAGAGUCAGGAACCUCUGAAACCCAUGGAGAACGUAUCAAGACCCAUUCAUCAUCCAUUAGUUUUAAAAACUAACUUUGAAGAAGAGGAGGAGGAGGAGGAAGAACCAAAUGAUGCUUCUAGUUUAUGGACAAAGACCCCUGAAGAGAUUGAAGAGAAAAGAGCAAUAAAGGAGAUGUGUUAUAAAUCUGGUGAAUACUAUAGGUUCCAUGCUCCUCCAGACAUUCCAUCAUCAAAAAGCAUAGCUCCGACAGUGGAGAAAGAGUUAGAAAAGCCUUUGGAAAAUGGCAGUGAAUUACAAGAAGGAGAUGGUCUUACAGUUCCAACAAAGUUUAGCCUAUUUGAAAGGGCAGGAGAGGCAAAAUCAUCAUUGGAUAGGAAACCAAGGACUGACAUUGCUGCUUUUGAAAAUGGAGGAGGUGACUGCUAUGCUCCACAGAGGAUCAUAUUUCUUGGAGUGGAUGAAAGUGAAGCAUUAGCUGAAGACAAAGAAACCACCUCAAAAUGCUCAAAUGCCAAAGAAGAAAGCAAGAAUGGUCUUCAUCCGAAGCAUCCUCUAACCACUCGCCUAGUACCUACAACGCAUGUGUUGAAUGCCACUGAGAAUAUCAGCAUGAAGUGCAGAGAGAACCCCUCUUCAACAAUGCACAUCCCAAAUCCCAAACAUAAAAUGAGUUACCACCACCAUAAUAAAAACCGGAAUGCCGAGAAUGCCUCCUAUACGCAUGCUCAAAGAGAUGCAGUAAGAAACGUCACACUGAACGCCCCUCCCCGAAGCAGGCCCAAGAGCGGGUCCUACAACAAAGCUGAUGUCAACAAAGAACCCAAACUCAACCUUUGUCCAGAAAAACAUAUGUCAACAUCAUAUAAUGGUUCAGCCUGGCGAAGAAGAAUUCCUUUUUCAAAAACUUAUUCAAAAACUGAAAAGGUAUAUCCAGAGCCAAGAAGAAAUGGGAGUAAGUAAGCCUGGAGGUUGAGAGAAGAGGAAAAUGAGAAAAGAGAAAAGCGCCAGCAAUCAUCUGAUUUACAAUCAAAAAUGAAAAUUCAAAGAAUGAGAUAUUCAAGUACUCCAUAGUAUAUAGUGGGUAGCCAACGGUGAUAAAAUGCAAAUUCUGAAAAUAAGACGCAGGAAGAACAUUGUGCUCUUUCAAAACUGAUAAAAUGCAAAUUGCAAACAGCUGCCUGUUUAUUUAUGUAUGCCUGGGAUUCAUUCAAUACAUUACCACAAAACCUUUAAUAAAAUUUCAAAGUUUGACAA